Messenger RNA from Lineus longissimus, 2962 nucleotides. Its product is annotated as N-acetyllactosaminide beta-1,6-N-acetylglucosaminyl-transferase-like. The coding region runs from base 380 to 1774 and encodes 464 amino acids. NCBI's taxonomy places the organism in Eukaryota, Metazoa, Nemertea, Pilidiophora, Heteronemertea, Lineidae. Gene Ontology annotation, cellular component: membrane. The record is from RefSeq and is a predicted model, not a curated record. Gene Ontology annotation, molecular function: acetylglucosaminyltransferase activity. The transcript is spliced from 3 exons.
GUAUGCAGCUACAGACGCCUCGCGAGAAGAGAGCGGGGAUGCUGGGGAUCGGAUGCCAUGUGACUCCGCUUGAUGGUAUAAACAUGGAUCCCCUCCUGCAGUUCACGGCUAAAGAGUGUAAUAACGCUUAGGGAGCUUCGGCGCUACCACCUGAAGGUAUCUAAGGAUAAGUUUUACUAUCGCGAGAUCAACAAACCUGAUGACUGGUGCUAGCUGUUUUACGAUUGAAAGUCGUGCGUUGUUGGAGAGUACGAUGAAAAGCGGGUGUGAACGAGAGGAUCGAUACUCAAGCAUAUUCCUAUGAAUUACGAUAACGCCUUGCGAGGAUUUAUUUCAUCGCUAAUAGCCUCUUUGUAUUGUAACCACUCAAUCUGCCGCCAUGAGGAAAUCCCGAAUGAAGCAGAUACGAAGGAUGCUCACCUAUUGUAUAAUAAUCGGUGUGAUGUGUUUGAUUUUUACCAGUAUCCAUGUUGGGAUAAAAUACCCAAAAGCUCAAUUAGAUACAGAGCCAAUAUUUUCUACAAUUUUGGGUGUUGUAACUACACCAAGACCGGGCUGGACCAUAAACAUGUCGACUCUACUGUUUACACCCUCAAAAAGGGACAGGCGUGUGACCAGUAUCGAUUGUCAAAAGCUCUUCGAAGGUGACCCUGAUGAAACUCACAAAGCCUACAUGACAAUGGCGAGGACACCACGUAAGCCAAUUCCGGAUGCGGUUUUCACUGAAUUGACGAGGAAUUGCUCAGAAUUUGUGUUCCAGAGGGGGUACCUCAUGAAACCUACCUCGGAUGAGGAGGCAGACUUCCCUAUCGCAUUUUCUAUCUUGAUGUACAAAGAAGCAGAACAAGCUGAACGAUUCCUUCGCUCAAUUUAUCAGCCGCAAAAUACGUAUUGUAUACAUGUGGACCGUGAUAGUCCCAACGACCUGCACACUGCUAUGCAGGGUUUGGUUUCGUGUCUACCGAACGUAUUCAUUGCUUCAAGACUUGAGCGUAUAGUCUACGGAGGUUUUUCGCGGUUGCAGGCAGAUAUCAAUUGCAUGGUGGAUUUGUCCAGGAGGAAUGUCUCUUGGAAGUACUUCCUUAACCAGCCAAGCCAAGCAUUCCCUCUGAGGACUAAUGCCGAGUUGGUGAAGAUUUUGAAAAUUUACAACGGCUCAAAUGACAUAGAGGGGAUCAGUGUGGAAAAAGUUCCCUAUAUGAAAAACAGAUUCACGUACCAUCAUGCAUUUCGAUAUCCCGACGGAGCAAGAAAGCCGAUAGUCGUACGCACUGCACGUAGAAAAGGAAAACCUCCCCACGGUUUGAAUAUAACGAAGGGAAGUGCUUAUGGUGUGUUCAGUCGAGACUUUGUGAACUUUAUACUCAAUGACCAACUCUCCCAGACAUUCCUGAAGUGGUGUCGAGAUACCUAUUCACCUGACGAACAUUACUGGAAUACUCUUCACCACACCUUGUCCAAUUCCUUUCUUCGCACUCCUGGUGGAUUUUCUGGCAUGCCUGAAGCGAAACCUUGGCUAGCCACGUAUGCUGCAUGGGGUGGCAAAGACCCUUGCCAUGGCCAGUUCCGACACGGCGUGUGUAUAUUCGGCAUAGAAGAUCUGCCAAAUCUGACCGACAGAAAGGAAUUCUUUGCCAAUAAAUUUUACCUGACACACCAACCACUUGCGUUAGAUUGUCUGGAAGAAUACAUGUACAACAGAACAAUACAACGGCAACCUACAGACACAUCUUACUACGAACAUUUACCAUUUAUUAUCAAAGGGGGGCAAUAGGCACGAGCUGUUGGAUCCAGUUGUUGGUCGACUAACCGCAUGCAUGGUAAAGUCUGGGCACGCUUGACUUCGGGAUGCAUUGUAUAAACAUUCCUCUUACCAAGAAUCAAUAACGCCUAUUAAUCGACACUAUACAAAUUAUUAUAUUUGAGCAUUAUAUCUUGUGAAAAGAAUCCAGUAACAGCCAGCCAAUAGUAUCGAUAGUCAUUGAAUCUUCCAAAAGCCCCGUAGAUGCGGUAGUACUGUUUCCAAUCCUUAGUUUUUGUCAAUUCUUAUUAUAUUUGAGGCAUACAUCUUGUAAAAAAAAUCCAGUAACAGCCAGCCAAUAGUAUCGACAGCCAUUGAAUCUUCCAAAAGCCCUCUAGAUGCGGUAGUACUGUUUCCAAUCCUUAGUCUUUGUCAAUUCUUAUUAUAUUUGAGGCAUAUAUCUUGUAAAAAAAAUCCAGUAACAGCCAGCCAAUAGUAUCGACAGCCAUUGAAUCUUCCAAAAGCCCUCUAGAUGCGGUAGUACUGUUUCCAAUCCUAAGUCUUUGUCAAUUGUUGCUCUUACUAUGUGAAUAGUAGCGAUGUUGAUGAGAUAGGAGAGACGCCUAUCGGCGACUUCGUGAAACUUUCUAUUGUUCAUUUUGCCUUAGCUUACAAUCUUCCUUUAAACUAUCAACUCAAUUGGUAUUCCCGACAGCAAGCCACGUCCGAUACAAUGAGGAACGGAUUCAUUGUUAUUCCGCUCACGGCCAGAACUCGUCAGCUGCUUAUCAGGUAAUGGCUUCUUGAAUUCAAGCAGCCCACAAAGGAGCGAGUUUUGUAGCAGCGACCUGCGAUGAUGAUAUCAUGCGACAAGGAUUUCUUGUUUACGGUUGUCAUUCCAGGCACCUGCAACAAGAAUCGAUAAUCGCUGCGACGUGCACGAGAUCAGCAUCAAAUCAAGCGAUUAUCGGUUUUACCAGCAGACGAUCGAUUUUUAUCGUUCGUUCCCAUUGGUUAUUGUCGCGAGUCGCAGCGACAAAAGUCAGUAGAAGUCAGUACGAUCAACAAUCUGGUAUCCACCUAUUUCCCCCGAUAGGUGUAUGUUAAGUAAAAAAGCAGUUUCGGAUGGUGCGUAAAUAUUAUAUUGUAUGUUACAUAAGCAUUGUUGUGUUAUUCUAUUUUCUCAGAUCAAGGAUGGUUGAGGUACUUUUAAAAAGAGAA